Zophobas morio is the source of this 2362-nucleotide messenger RNA. It is a transcript of the gene tup, whose product is annotated as insulin gene enhancer protein ISL-1. Gene Ontology annotation, molecular function: DNA binding; DNA-binding transcription factor activity, RNA polymerase II-specific. Gene Ontology annotation, biological process: axonogenesis; neuron fate specification; positive regulation of transcription by RNA polymerase II. The record is from RefSeq and is a predicted model, not a curated record. NCBI's taxonomy places the organism in Eukaryota, Metazoa, Arthropoda, Insecta, Coleoptera, Tenebrionidae.
AUCCCUCCCUGAGCGCUCCCAUCCGGACCCAUUCCAAUUUCCAUCUCCAAGUCCGAACGCAGCGGCGAAUUUUACCAUGACGUUGUGGGACGAGACUCGGUUAUUGAUUACCUGCCGACCAUUUUGUGAUUCCGGGCCCCGUGCUAUCAACAAAAUGGACCAAUUGGGGAGCAGAACACGCAAACGCGGUGGGCGUGGCGGCGGGGGAUCGAACAAAAACUAAUCGCCGGACCGAGUUCUCCCGACGGCUGCCGCGAUACCAUCAGUCGGUCCGAAACGCUCGCUGUUCGUGGAUGUGCUUGUGCGAAAACAGUUGCGGUCAACUCCGGAUGAACCGAUUGUAAGAGGUCGCGCUCGGUGCGGACUGUGCCGGUUGUACUUCUGGUGGACGGUUCUUUGACGUGCAGUUCGUAUGGUGAUGUCAGAGCAAGGCGGACUGGCCAUGCACCAGUUACCGAUGCACCACAGGGGUUUGGUGCAGCCGAGCCUUGUGAUGAACCCGCAUCCUAUCAACAAUUCUUGCUCGAUGGACUCGCAAAACAAAAAACCGCGACAACUCAGCUACUGUGUGGGUUGCGGUGGGCAAAUCCAUGACCAGUACAUCCUAAGGGUGGCACCGGACUUGGAGUGGCACGCAGCGUGUUUGAAAUGUCAGGAAUGUCAUCAAUUCCUGGACGAAAACUGUACGUGUUUCGUUCGGGACGGAAAAACGUACUGCAAAAGGGACUAUGUGAGGUUGUUCGGGACGAAAUGUGACAGGUGCGGUUCGGCGUUUAGCAAAGAAGAUUUCGUGAUGCGGGCAAAAAGCAAAAUUUAUCACAUAAAGUGUUUCAUUUGUUGUGCUUGUUCUCGGCCGUUGAAACCGGGGGACGAGUUCGCGUUAAGGGACGGUGGCGAUUUGUAUUGCAAGCAGGAUCAUGACCAUAUGGAGAAGACGUCGGUGCCGACGCCUCCGCAUCUACCAUCCGCGGAGAGUAACAACAAUACGAGUUUGAGCAACAACAAUCAUAGCAGUAAUUCGAUGGAGCUGGGAUGCAUGUCAGAUUCCGGUUCGGAAAGCGGGUCUCACAAGGGUGGCGGCGGCGGCCUCCGGAAAGGCUCCGGGGGCGGCGGCGGCGGCGGUAGCGACGGCAAGCCGACGCGAGUGCGCACUGUCCUGAACGAGAAACAGUUGCACACGCUAAGGACGUGUUACGCAGCCAAUCCUCGGCCCGAUGCCUUGAUGAAGGAGCAGCUGGUCGAAAUGACGGGACUUUCGCCCAGAGUCAUCAGGGUUUGGUUCCAGAACAAGAGGUGCAAGGAUAAAAAAAAGACUAUACUGAUGAAGCAGCAGAUGCAACAGGAGAAGGAUGGCCGAAAGCUGGGUUACGGGGCGAUGCAAGGUAUCCCCAUGGUUGCGUCGUCGCCAGUUCGACACGACUCGCCCAUCGGUGUCCUCCCUUUGGAAGUCCAAGCAUACCAACCUCCGUGGAAAGCCCUAUCAGAUUUCGCCCUUCACGCUGAUCUCGAGCAGCCCCAUCAGCCGGCCUUUCAGCAACUCGUCAACCAGAUGCACGGCUACGACCUCCCGCCCCCAUCCAUGGGCCCAGCGACGGGUCCGCCGCCCGGGAUGCUGCCGUCGUCGGCGCCGCCGUCUGACGUCAUGACGCACCCCGACAGCACCGACAGCUACGUUACCUACCUCGAAAGCGACGAGAGCGCCCGCCAGUCCCUAACACCCCCACAACUAGCCGUCGCCGCUUCCGCCCCUGAACGCUCUAACACCCCUGCUCGCCGCCUCUUUCCUCUUCUACCACCGCCGCCGAAUGCUCGGCGGGCGGCUAGGCACGCCGCCGCCGUAACCAUGGAUACCACCUUCCUGCAGGGGAGAGGCACGACGAACAAUCACCUUGUUUUUUAAAUUGUUAAUUGUUGACUGGAAAUGGCCAGCGAAGCGCGCGAUUCGAAAGAAAAUCAAAAUUUUUAACACAUAUCGCCGUUUCUUCUGAUUUUGUUCUGCACGGACGUGGAAAUAAGCGUGGGCAGUGAGGACGCUUCGGUGGCCAGUUCUCGGUGUCUUUAUUGUGUUGCGAUGUUCUGUCUUUAUUAUAUUAACUAUUGAUGUUUUGUUGAUGUUGUUACUGUCGGGGUAAGCGUGAAGCAGUUUUCUACUAACACUGUACCAUAUUGUAAAAUUUAUAUAUCUAUAAUGUAACAUUUGAUUGUACAAUUUGUUAUGAAAUCUAACUUUGUCGCUAAUUUGUAGAUGUUAUUAAUUUUAGAUUUACUACUGUGCAUUCGAAUGUAUGAUAUUUUUACAGAGCUCUGUAUCACAUAAUUUAUUGCAAUGGAUUUAUAAAAAAUUGUAUUUGAUAAGAAAUAA